UCUACUGUAUUUUCGUUAGGUAAAUUUAGCAUAUAAAGUAAUUUUGACGCAUGCUCUACUAUAAUGUGCAACUCAUGUGCAUCUUUUGCAUUUACAUCUACGGUUUGAUUAUCUUCAUCAAAAAUAAAUUCUGCCAAAUUAGAAUUCGUUAACAAAAGUAUGUUGCCGUUUAUUGCAUCAAACAAUUUACUUUAUCUUUAAUAGAAACUAAAGACAUCAAAUAUGAUUUAUCUGGCAGCGGCUCAUCUUUUUCUUUUAUAAUCUCUUUGAACGUAACAAUGUAAUCGUUAUUGUGAUUAGAUAUAUUAAAGCAAUUUCUUGGGAUAAUAACUUCACUAAGUCCGACAGCCCAAUUUCCAUGUAAAUUAAUAGGAGGACUCGUUUUGACUAUGAAAUGAGACUGGGUAUUUUCAGGAAACAAAUCGAUAUUUGCAUUACUUAUCAAUGUAACAAAAAAGUCUGACUGCAUCAUUUUGUUACCUUUUGUAAUUCUUUGGUAUAAAACCUUCCUUCUAGAAUCUCGUUACUUGUGUCUUUUAAUAUGUAUGUUGGAGGAUGCGAUAAAAAUCGAUCAUGAAUAAUAAAUAUUUGUUUUGUCCACCCUGGCAGAUAUCCACGACUAAAUGUUUUACAUAUUUUUGAAAUUUGAACUAAAUCACCAAUAUUAAUUUGAAGGAUAGGUUUGGUGGCACCAAUAUUAAAUUUAAAUUUACUUUUCUUUUUUAUACCAUAUAGCCUAUCAAAAAUUGUACCAUAAUGCAAAAGACUAACUUCAGAUGGAGCCAUACCAAUACUUCUGUGAAAACUAUUAUUAUAUCCUUUUACGAUAUCGUUUAAUUUGUCGAUAUAUUGAUAAGAAUUGCGGAAUAUUCAUCUAUAUGUAUUGGAAAUAUGGCAUAUGAUUGUGAAAUUUGCUGCACACUACUUAAACGUCAGGGUCUAUUAUUUACUAUAAUUCCAUUAUUACAAUCAUCCCAUCAACAAAUUGUAAGAUCAUGUUUAUUUGUUCUUCAAAACUUCAGUAGAUAUCUUGAUAAAAAUGACAUAGAAAAACUGACUAACGAGGGCAUUUUAACCAUUAUUUCAAAACUACUAUUAAGUAAACUAUCCAGUCAAAGUUUACUUCACGAUAUCUACAAUAUACUCUUUCAUUUCACUGCACACAUUGAGUCCUGCAAACAAUAUUUUCAUAAAGAAGCCAUUCAUCUAAUUGCUCUGAAUCAUUUGAAGUUCUUCUGUUUAGAUCAGUUCAAAAAUGUAUCAAUUAUUACCACAAUUGUGAGAAUCUUGGGAAAUUUAACAUCUUCUGAUGAUACUUUUUCUGUCGAAAUUCUCAAUCAUAAAUAUUUUGAAGACUGUCUCUCUGAAUUAAUUACUUCUUCAUUUCGUCAUAUCAGAAAAGAAAUUUUAUGGCUUUUACAGAAUAUUUUUGCAUCAUGUAACAAAACGUUUCUAUGGAGUAAUAUUAAUGUGCCUUCGUUAAUCAACACUCUUUUACUACUGCAUCAUAGGGAUGAUUCUGCAAACGAGGCUCUCUAUAUCCUGCAAGAUUUAUCUGACCCAAACCCAUGCCGUUCGUCUGUCCUUUGAAAAGAAAUAAUAAUUUGUACAUAAAUUAAAUUGUAAAGUGAGCACUUUUGUUAUAUAAAAAAGAAUUUAC
Centruroides sculpturatus (bark scorpion) is the source of this 1660-nucleotide messenger RNA. RefSeq lists its product as uncharacterized. The record is from RefSeq and is a predicted model, not a curated record. Bases 892 to 1590 code for a protein of 232 amino acids. NCBI's taxonomy places the organism in Eukaryota, Metazoa, Arthropoda, Arachnida, Scorpiones, Buthidae. The transcript has 8 exons.